This is a messenger RNA of Cuscuta europaea, 1040 nucleotides long. The record is from the annotation of a GenBank genome assembly. Lineage: Eukaryota; Viridiplantae; Streptophyta; Magnoliopsida; Solanales; Convolvulaceae.
AUAAUCUCUUGGAAGCUCUGAAAAAAUACAAAUUACGAUCCAAGGUUGAUAUUGAGAACUUCUCAGGUGAUUUUUCUUGUUGGCAAAGGUUUGGUCAAAACUUGACGAAUAUAUCAUCCAAAGAGCCAGAAGCUGAUAAUGUUGGAUGGGCCGCUGGAACUGACCAUUCCAGUGAAUCAUCUGCGAGAGGAAAUAGCUAUGGGUGGUCAUGGCAUAGAGAUCCUAGGUUGUAUUGCCUUGGAUUUAGGGGUAUCUUUCCUUCCAACAUAGUACCACCUCUAGUUGAGGCAGAUAAAGACACCAGUGAAGAAAACUAUCUUCUAUGGAGGUUGGAGAAGGGGGUUGCUGAAGGACCAUUGGAGAUUCGAAAAGGUGAAUCAAUCCCGCUUGAGUAUAACCUGACUGCUUUAAACGCAAUCAGCUUCGACAAAGGGUGUUAUGUGGGCCAAGAACUCAUUGCUCGUACGCAUCACCGUGGGGUCAUCCGGAAGCGCUUGCUUCCUCUCAUAUUUGUUGAUGAUGGUGGCAGUGAGGUGGAGAUGAGAGUUACUCCGGGGUCUUCUGUAAUUGAUGCACAAUCUAGAAAGAAAACCGGGACUGUCACAACUGCCCUUGGGUGCCGUGGUCUUGGUCUUCUGCGCUUAGAGGAUGCCUUUAACGGUAAUUUGGCCAUACAAAACCAUGAAGAUGUUAAGGUCCAGACUUUUAGACCAAAAUGGUGGCCUUCUGAAUGGGUAGAUGGCCAUCAGCAGUUUGCUGCAGCUACCUAGUUAAGAAUGUUGCCUUUUUAGAAGUCCUCUUUUUAGUUCUCAAAAAAUAAGAAAUAAUCUCUUGAAGGGAAAAUUAUGAAAUUUUAUCACUGCUUUUAGUCACUUUUUCUUUUCUUGUAGUGCUGAUGCUGAAACUGAUUUAUCACUCGGGCUAUGUUGUUAGCUUUAUAAAUGUAUCCAUGCAACCCUCUCCGUAGGUAAAGGUCUUGUAAUAUGGUUCCAGUAUUUUAUAAUUUUAAAUAUUUAUUCAAAAGGAAAAGUUAUACUGCA